AUGACCCAGCCAACGAAAGACACCCAAGAGGACCAAGGAAAACCAGAGGUUGGGGCUUCGGGGCGUAAAAUCAUCUAUGAUAAAGAUGGUAAACCAUGUCGAUCAUGCAAUUCAUUACUAGACUUUAAAUUCGCCAUGUCCGGUGGGAAUCCUAUCAAGAAAGAGAAAGUUGAACAACCUCAAGAACCCAAAGAGUGCCCACCUGAUGUUGAGCAAUUAGGAAGAUCCUCAUGGACUUUACUUCAUUCCAUUGCAGCCAGAUACCCAGAAACACCUCUGAAUAAGCAGCAAGCUGAUUUAAAACAAUUCAUUAAACUUUUUGGGAAUUUCUACCCUUGUUGGUUUUGCGCUAAAGAUUUUAAGGAAUAUAUUGAAUUGAAAGAACCAAAUACUACUACUCAAGAUAAUUUUGGUAAAUGGUUAUGUGGAGCUCAUAAUGAAGUCAAUAAAAAAUUAGGUAAACCUGAAUUUGACUGUAAUUUAUGGAAAGAAAGAUGGAAAGAUGGUUGGAAAGAUGGUAGCUGUGAUUAA
Messenger RNA from Hyphopichia burtonii NRRL Y-1933, 531 nucleotides. It is a transcript of the gene ERV1, whose product is annotated as flavin-linked sulfhydryl oxidase. Gene Ontology annotation, molecular function: flavin adenine dinucleotide binding; flavin-dependent sulfhydryl oxidase activity. Gene Ontology annotation, cellular component: mitochondrion. NCBI's taxonomy places the organism in Eukaryota, Fungi, Ascomycota, Pichiomycetes, Serinales, Debaryomycetaceae. The record is from RefSeq and is a predicted model, not a curated record. The transcript is spliced from 2 exons. Bases 1 to 531 code for a protein of 176 amino acids.